Molecule: messenger RNA, 1358 nt
Organism: Cuscuta campestris
Lineage: Eukaryota; Viridiplantae; Streptophyta; Magnoliopsida; Solanales; Convolvulaceae
Source: the annotation of a GenBank genome assembly
GCUUAAGUAUAGAUCGAAUUGUAGUUCAUUGACAAAAGAUUCAUUAUUUCAGAUCAAUUUGAUGUACAAUAUAUGAGGCUUACAAAUUAAAGAGCGGAGGGUACGUUUUUUUUACUUUAUGAUCACAAUCCACCAAGAUCUAGAAAAUCAGGCUUCUUGGUGCAGUGGGGACAAGCAAAUGAAGCAAUGCAUUCUCAAGUUCUCUGGGUAAACCCCUGCUAAUAGUGAUAAUAUGCAGUCUGUGAAAGUUGAAUCACAAGGUAGUGUAUUAUGCCCAUUGCUUGGAAGUCCAAAUCUUCCUCAGUCAUGUUGAAGAGUUUGUCGAAUGAUUUCAUUAGUGAGAUAUAAAAGAGGCACAACAAAGCCUUUCUAACCAGCUGUAUACAUAGCAAAAUGACCGUGAUUAACUGCUGAAGAGGAAGUAAAGCAGCUACCUGCAUCAUCUUGUAGUCUUGGGAACAAAAUUCUCUCUUUGGAUGACAGCAAAUUUCUAUCUUGUUUUUGCUUGCUCGACAAGUGAUUUGAAACUGAUCAUGUUAUUAGCUCAAAAAACAAAGGGAGAUCUAAUGGAGAGAUAUACAAAUUAUAUAGACACCUUGGAUCUUGAAGUGUCCUAUCAUGCCUACCUAGAUUUUCCUCUCAUCCUAAUCCCUCUUAGCCACUUAUUCCACCUCCUAAAAGAUCUAUAUAAACACACAUAUCCUCAGGUUUUAUUCACCACACUCAACUACAUCAUCCUCCAUAAACACCUUUUUUCUGCCUCCUUCAACUUAAGCUGAAUUUCAUCCUCCACAACCCAGAAUCUGAACAUGGCUAUUAGUAUGGGGCACAUUCUCCGUGGUAAACAAGGCUUAAGAAGGUCUUCUUCAAGAACAAAAAGAGAAAGUGAGGUUCCUAAGGGCCACUUUGCAGUUUAUGUUGGCGAGGGCGAAAAGAAGAGAUUUGUCAUUCCGAUUUCAUAUUUGAAGGACCAUUCGUUCCAAAACUUGCUUAGUCAAUCCGAAGAAGAAUUCGGGUUUGAUCAUCCGAUGGGUGGACUUACAAUUCCUUGUCCGGAGGACACUUUCCUUGACAUCAUCUCUAGUCUUGAGUAGAUACUGAUAGUCAUUCUGAACAAUUAGUAUAGAGAUUACACACAGCUUAGUUUCUUAUUCUGAAAUUUUUUGUACCUAAAAGUGUACUUGUACAAUGUUCUUUUUUUUUCCUAAUCGAAUUGGGAAAUAAUCUUCAUCAAAAUAUUUUCAAUAGCCAAGUAUCGUUUUACUUAUCUUGAUUCCUUCAAGUUUUAGCUAAGGAAGUCCAAUUUUUCAAGUUUCUAUUGACAGUGGGAUUUCUCAUAGUAAAACACAUUUUCAGUA